Molecule: messenger RNA, 2383 nt
Organism: Uranotaenia lowii
Lineage: Eukaryota; Metazoa; Arthropoda; Insecta; Diptera; Culicidae
Product: zinc finger protein 626-like
Exons: 3
Coding region: 306-2210 (634 amino acids)
Source: RefSeq, a predicted model, not a curated record
AUUGAUUUUUUUGGGUGAUGCAUCAGUCGAUUGAUUUGUUUGGUAGAUGUCAAAUCACUUUCCAUAUGCUUUUGCAUACGUUUGUUUGGAAUUUACGAACGCCAGCAUCGAUAAAAAAAAUCACUUCGAUAGAAAAAAUCAAUUUACGAACACGCCGUUAUUUUUUAAAUACAUAACCUAACAAUCUGUUGUUUUGAACAUAAUGUGAUUGACAAAGCUGUUUCCGGUACCUUGAAUAAAGGAGAAUACGUCAACUAAGCUUGGUCACGUAAAUUCAAUUGAUAAAGAGGAAACUGGCCCUAAAAAUGCCCUGUAUAGUGCCGACCUGCUCGGCCAAAGUGCCCGAUCGUCGAUUGCGAACUUUUCCAAAGCAUCCCGUGCUCGUCAACCGCUGGUUGCAAGCCCUCCGGGUGGGAUGUGAGCUGCAGGAUGUUCCUCGGGGUAUGCGUUCAGCCAGGGUGAUGAAAAUUUGCGAUGAGCAUUUCGAGGAAGCAGAAUCGGACGUGAUAAGUAAACGUUACCUAGAACCGACACGUUUUCGAAACAGCAAAGGUGCGAUCAGUUACGUUUCGAGUUGUCAUAUGUGUCAGCAAUUUUUCUCACUAACGAAUAUGCUGGAUUGCGAAAGAAUUAAGAGAAACGUUUUCAGAGAUCGUAAGCACAACUUCAACUUCAAUACGAUUGAUAAAGUGCUAUCAUCAGAUGGUAAACUAUCUCGCUUUGUAUGCUUAUCAUGUACAGCCAACAUUGAGAUCAUGCAUCGUGCUCAACUCGCCAUUGAUAGUUCUUUCAAGUCGUAUAAGUCACUGGAGCGCAAAAUAGACAUAGUGAUCGAGGUCCAGAAUUCCAUAUCUCAAGCCAAAAAUGCUGGGAAUGAAUGCCCAACUAUUAAUAUAACCUCAGAAUCCGAAAAUCAAGAUUCGGACGUUGAAAUUAUCAAGGACAAUCAGGCUUUAGAAUUGGAUAUUGAAAACAUAACAAGUAACCCACCUACUGUAAUGCUUGUUGAAAAAUGUUUCAUCUGUACCGUCAGCUUUUCUACCGAACUUCAAUUACGGAAUCAUUUGAUCGAACAACACGGAAAAACAGGCACUCAACAAUGUGAGGUUUGCGGUGAGAGUUUUCUAGAGCUGAUUGAUUACAACACCCAUUUGGAAAUGCACCCGAUAGGAAGCACGGAUCAGGGCAUCAGCGAUAAUUGUAGAAAAAGCUCCAAUAACGUGAUUCCAGAGAGUACAACGAUUAAUAGAAAACCUACACCGAGAAGACCUAUAAUCAAUCAUUUCCCUCCUAACAGCUUAAUCCAGUGCAAGAUCUGUGAUAAAAGUUACCGACUUAUGAGCGAACUUGACAAGCAUGCUCGCGAAAAUCACGAAGGGGACAAACCGUUUGCGUGUCCCACUUGUGAUUAUCGUUUCAAGAGUAGCAAAAGCCUUCGAAAACACGAUUCGAUUGUACAUCAUAACGUACCGCGCACCAAUUACCCAUCAGGCUCAGUCAAAUGUUUAAUUUGUUCAAUCAAGUUUAUCAAAACAUGUGAUUUAGCUACCCAUAUUCAAGAGAGCCAUUCCGGAGAAGAAUAUCCGUAUUUGAAAUGCACAGAUUGUAUGCUAACAUUUGAUUGUAAGAAAAAAUUGAAUUAUCAUAUGCUCUUGCACACAGGCCGAUAUGUGUGCCAGAUUUGUGGGAAACACUGCAAUGGCGCGGGACCAUUAAGGGUGCAUCUGAGAGAUCGCCACUCGGAUGAACGAGGCUUCGAAUGUGAGUUCUGUAAAGCAAGAUUCAAAACAAAUACCGUGCUGCGUCUGCACGUGGAGCGAAAGCAUAAGGAAGAAAGAAACUUUAAAUGCGAAAUUUGCCAGAAAGCUUUCAAAACUUUAUAUAAUCUCAAUUCCCACAAGAAGAUACAUUUCAAAGAAGGAAACUUUUCAUGCGAAAUAUGCCAAAAGGUUUUUCCCAGAAAAAGUUAUUUGAAGGAUCACCGUAAGUCACAUUCAGAACCAGAAUAUCAAUGUGACAUUUGCAAGAAAAAAUUCAGAACUAAAAGUAGUUUGGAAUAUCAUCUUUCGAAUAAGAACCCUGAGGUCACAAAGAAGAAGUUUGAAUGUAAGCUGUGCAAUAAAUUCAUGACCACGAAAAGCAAUUUGAUAGCACACUUUAAGUCACAUGGACAUAAGAGCAAAAAAGGAAAAAAUAAUUUCCGAUCGUAACAAUCUUUGUUGGUUCUGCAUCUAUAAUUGAUUAGAGCUGGAUGUGUGCCUUGAAACAGUAUGCAGUGGUUUUUUUUUAAAUCAAAUACAUUUCGUGUUAAACAAAUAAUUAAGAUGGAAUAAUUUUUACAUAUAAACAUCUUAACCUUUGAAGAAAAUUUUCUAUGAAAAUA